GCCUCAGCAAGCGAAGGGCGGGAGUCAUGGCGGAGAGCGGUCCUGUGGAUGGGGAUGCGGUGCCUUCUCCCUCACAGUCGCCUAGCCUCUGCCCUCGGCGGUGGGACCGGCUGAGGUUGGCGGCGGGACCCUGGGCGCGGUCCUUGGGCUUAGUGGCGGCGCUCGGCCUCCUUUACUUUCUGCGGGGCCCGCUCCGGUUGCGAGACAAUUUAGCGGCAGUGACUGUUUUCUUGAGCACGCUGACUCCAAAAUUCUAUGUUGCACUUACGGGGACUUCAUCUUUGAUAUCCGGCCUGAUAUUUAUAUUUGAGUGGUGGUACUUCAGAAAAUACGGCACAUCUUUCAUUGAACAGGUAUCCGUGAGCCAUUUGCGACCACUUAUUGGAGGAGCAGAGAACAGCAGUUCUCAGCAGGCAACUUUCUCUGCCACUAGCGGAGAAAAUGAGAUGAACAGGCAGAGUCUAUCAGAGUGCAAGGUAUGGAGAAAUCCCCUCAAUCUCUUUAGAGGAGCAGAAUAUAGCAGGUACACCUGGGUGACUGGAAAGGAGCCACUUACGUACUAUGAUAUGAACUUGUCUGCUCAGGAUCAUCAGACUUUUUUCACAUGUGAAACAGACUCGCUUCGGCCUUCAGAUGCAGUUAUGCAGAAAGCAUGGCGAGAGAGGAAUCCUCAGGCCCGAAUCAAAGCAGCAUAUCAGGCUUUAGAAUUAAAUAAUGACUGUGCCACAGCAUAUGUUCUUCUGGCUGAGGAAGAAGCAACUACUAUUGUAGAUGCUGAGAAAUAUUUUAAGCAAGCUCUCAGAGCAGGGGAAACAGUUUAUAGAAAGUCUCAGCACUGCAGUUCCCAAAGUCCCCAACAUGAAGCACAGCUUAGAAGAGACACCAAUGUGCUGGUUUAUGUGAAAAGAAGACUAGCUAUGUGUGCAAGGAAACUUGGAAGGAUUAAAGAAGCAGUAAAAAUGAUGAGAGAUUUAAUGAAAGAAUUUCCUCUACUAAGUGUAUUGAACAUCCAUGAAAACCUUUUAGAAGGACUUCUGGAACUACAGGCUUAUGCUGAUGUCCAAGCAGUUCUAGCAAAGUAUGAUGAUAUCAGCCUUCCAAAAUCAGCAGCAAUAUGUUACACAGCAGCACUCUUAAAGGCCAGAGCGGUUUCAGAUAGGUUCUCUCCAGAAACAGCCUCUAGAAGAGGGCUUAGCACAGCAGAGAUUAAUGCUGUAGAGGCAAUACACAGAGCAGUUGAAUUUAACCCUCAUGUUCCAAAGUACUUGCUAGAAAUGAAAAGCUUAAUUUUACCGCCGGAGCAUAUUCUUAAACGUGGAGACAGUGAAGCAGUGGCAUAUGCUUUCUUCCAUCUUCAGCACUGGAAGCGAAUAGAAGGGGCCCUUAAUCUGUUGCACUGUACAUGGGAAGGCACAUUUAGAAUGAUCCCAUACCCAUUAGAAAAGGGCCAUCUAUUUUAUCCCUAUCCUAGCUGCACAGAGACAGCAGACAGAGAGUUAUUACCAACAUUCCAUGACGUCUCUGUAUACCCGCAGAAGGAGCUUCCUUUUUUCAUCCACUUUACAGCAGGGUUGUGCUCUUUCACAGCAAUGUUAGCUCUUCUAACACAUCAGUUCCCUGAACUCAUGGUCAUUUUUGCUAAAGCUUUCUUUGGAACUCUCUUGUCACCUCUGAGCUUCAUGAUGGAGAAGAUGGAGCGCCUCAUGCCUGCUGGUCUUUGGCAUCAGCUGACUCAAAUCUGAGUGGAGCUCAGUGCUUUGAACAAUGUCCUCAGGAACUCUACCAUCUGCACCCUCUCUAGCACAAAAGCACUUGCAGCUAAGGGUGUGAAGGAAGGCAAACUCCAUGAAUUGGUUUUGUUUUACAUCCUAUCAUUGGUGCUUAAAAUUUGCUGUAUCCCUUCUUAAGCCUUAGAAACCGUAUGGAUUUAAGAAUGCACAGCUCACUCUGUGCGUCUGUGGGUGGGUG
Messenger RNA from Elgaria multicarinata webbii, 1968 nucleotides. It is a transcript of the gene ST7L, whose product is annotated as suppression of tumorigenicity 7 like. The record is from RefSeq and is a predicted model, not a curated record. Bases 27 to 1742 code for a protein of 571 amino acids. The transcript is spliced from 15 exons. NCBI's taxonomy places the organism in Eukaryota, Metazoa, Chordata, Lepidosauria, Squamata, Anguidae. Gene Ontology annotation, molecular function: protein binding.